AUAUCCCUCCGAUGUAGUGUAACGGCUAGCACGGUUGUCUUUCACACAGCAGACCCGGGUUCGACUCCCGGCAUCGGAAUGUUUUUUUGGAUUUCAGCCCCCGUAUCUUAUGAAAUAGCUACUUACGUACUUGUGGCCAGGGUCGCCUCUUUUUCGUGGGUGGCUUGGGGUUCGCUGUGUAUUAAUAGACAAGGAUCUAAAAAUGCCUAUUGAGAUUGCUCGAUCAGGAAAUUUUUGGGGCCACUUAUUUGUACCUGGAUUUUUAUUCCAAGUAAGAUUAGUUCAUAAAGACACCAAUGAAACAAAGUCCAAGUCUUCUGAAGUUCCCAACUCCAAGUCGGAUGACCAACUUCGAGCUGUGACCUUGGAUAAUGGUUUAACAGCACUUUUAAUCUCGAAUCCUAACAUGGAAACGACUGCAAUAUCAAUUCUGGUAAACUCUGGUUCCAAUAACGACGGUGAUAUUAAAGGAUUGGCUCACUUGGUUGAGCAUAUGCUUUUCAGUGGAACAAAAGAGUUUCGUCAACCUUACUUUCUAAUUGACAAUAUAUCCAAAGCGGGCGGAACCAUUAAUGCUUUCACCAGUUACAAUCAGACAAAUUACCAUUUGGAAGCUUCUAAUACUUCCAAGUCUAUUAGAAACAUAAAUCCACAAGUAAAGUCUGAUGACGGAGUAGUAGGAUACUUGAUACACAUGUUCUCGAGGUUCUUUAAGAACCCAGUUUUCAACAACCAAUGCAUUAAGAACGAGAUAAAGGACAUUAAUGAAGAGCAUCUAGCCAACUUGAAUUCCGAAAGCAAGAGAUUCUAUCAUUGUUUGAAAUUAUUGGUAUCUGAAACACACAGUUUCCAUAGUUUUGCUACUGGUAACACUAACACUUUAAGUUCAAUUCCCAAGCUUAGAAAGCAUUUAGUCAAUUAUUUUGAGCGGUACUAUUAUGCCAGCAAUAUAAAGAUAGUGAUCAAAAGCUCCUUGUCUUUAAACCAACUUCAAAAGCUAGCGGUGAUGAAUUUUAAUGACAUUCCUGAUAAACCAAUAUCCCCUCAACUUGCCCUACCAUUCUUUCAAACUUAUGAGAAAGGAAAUCUACUCCAAGUGGAAACCACUAAACAGCCCAAAAUGAGGGUGGUGUUUCCUAUAAACCAGUUGAAUGAUAGCUUAAUUCAAAUAUCUAAAGUGUGGAUAGAGCUUUUGGGGCAAGAAGAACCUGGUUCUCUAUGUUUUCAUUUGUUGAAGCAAAAUUUUGCAACCGAAGUGAAUGUCUUUGACCAGCUAGUUGAUUUCAACAAUUUGAUGAUAUUCAUAGAAAUUCAUUUAACAACCAAUGGAUACAACAAUAUUAAGACCAUAAUGAGGUCCCCCGUUAAAAGAAUUGGGAAAGUAAUUGAUCAGUGCUUGAGGCUAGAGAAGUUUGAGUUCAUAUACCAAGACAACGAUGAUAGUUCCAUGGAUGAGCUUCAAAGCAAUUUACCGACCAGUCUCUUUCUAAUAGAGACGAAACGUUGGCUUAAUAUUCGAAGUCUGAAUCUCAUAGUCUUUGGUCCUUCCACUAUUGAUAGCAGGCCCAUGAAGUGUCAACUAUCAGAUGAGUAUUAUACAUUGAACUACUGUGUUUGCAGACUUGACUCUAAAAGCGUUGAUUAUGAUUCGGUUCCGGAAUUCAAAUUGCCAGAGAGAAAUAAAUUCCUAAUUUGGUCACAUGAGGAGUUAGAUUCAAUGUUGCACCAGUUUCAUGAGUUCCAAGGAAAUAUGAAUAUGAAUGUCAAGUUCAAAAUAGAUCAACCACCUUUCCUCGCUGAACAUUCCCAAAACUUAGAGUUGUGGUUCAAAAAGGAGUUCACUUUUAAUUCGAAGUGUUUUGUCUCAUUUCAAUUAUGUUCAAAGUCAUUGGAGCACAACUGUCGCCAUUUGGUUGCUGUUGACCUACUUUGUGAAGCUUUAGGCGUUGCACUAGCAUCAUCUUUAUAUCAUUCAGAAAAAUUAGGCUUCUCGUGGUCGAUUUAUCCGCUGUUAAAUGGAACAAAUUCCAUAACUAUCACUUUGAUUGGUAUAAAUAUGCUAUUCAAAGAAAUUUUACAAGAACUAAUAGGCAUUGUGGUAGAUGAAUUGAGAAACUUACAAUCCUUGCCUUACUCACUUUUCAUGAGGUAUAGAGUCGGACUAAGAAAACGUUAUAAGAAAUUAUACGAAGAGGAAUAUUUGGUUCAAUCUAUGGCAGCAGGAAUGUUUGUUAUGGAAACAAACGUAUUUUCGAUAGAAGAAAAGUGUGAAACACUCGAAGAAAUAGUACUCGAAGAAGUUGUGGCCAUCUCAUUGCUGUUGAUCAACGAUUCAUAUACGAGCAUUUUCCUCAAUGGAGAUGGAACAGUUGACGACUGUUAUGAUAUAUCCCAUAUCAUUAAUAGGCUAUCUAAUCAUUUGUCACUCGAUACAACUCGAAAGGUGAACGAUCCUAGCAGCUUUCAACCAAUCAUUGGCAAAUUUAGAUUUGAAAUACCGGCUGCAACAGCCAAUGACUUCUGUUACUUCUAUAUCCAUUUAGGGGAAAGAAAUAAUUCUUACAUUAGAACUAUUAGCAAACUCUUGGAGUAUGUUACUGGAAGAAAUAUUCAUAAGCUUAAGAGUGAACGAAAUCUAGGAUACAGAAUUGUAAGUGGGUUGAAAAUCUUCAGGAAAACCAUGGGCCUUUUUCUUUAUGUGGAAAGCAAUGAAUACAGUUACAAAAUGCUUUCUAGGAAUAUAGAGGAUUACCUCCAUGUGAUAGAAAGUGAGAUUGAAAGCUUGAAUAAUGAGCAAUUCAGAGAACAGAUGCUCAAUCCAUGUCUUAAUUCUCUUGAAUUUCAUAAUGAGACGCAAUUCUCCCCUGAUACAGUCUUUGAUUUGUUACCUUGUAAAGCAAGCACCAACUUUGAAAAUGAUAGCAAGAGCUAUUUUAUUCAUAAAAGUACCUGGGUGCAAAUUUUAAACAGAAACUACCGUUUUAAUGCAAAGAAUGGAAAUGAAGAAGUAGACGUUGACCUUUUGAGGAGGGUUACUAGAGUAGAGCUUUUAAAGAUGUUCACCCUAUUAGUAUCACCAGAUUCAGAGUCCAGGUCCAUAAUUACAAUAACCAAUGAUGAAAACUCUCAAAGAUUAUCACAGAAAAUCAAUGAUUACAUCGAUAGCAGAAGUUUGAGUAUCACUUCUGAAGCGAAAUCAAACUUGUUGAAGAUAAAUGAGUUUGAUAUUAUCAAAGAGGUACUUGAGAAAAGGUUUACCCAGAAAAAUGGUAUGAAUAUAAAAGGGUUUCUAAAGCCAAUUGGAAACGAUUCUCAGUAUCUAUACCCCCUGAAACAAAAAGAACGAACUAUGGGAGUUUCCAGAUAUCACCAUACUACAGAUAUAAUUAAGGAUCAACAGGACCAUUUGGAGAGACUUGAGGUUUAUAUUUCUGGUCAAUAGACUUAAAUACAUAGAAACUUUUUUGGGAGUGUUGAAUUUAAAAAAAGGCAACCAAGGUUAGAGAUGCAAAUACCAUGAAAAAGCUAGGAGCAACCCUGAAGGCAAAGGAAUCCUUCGUGUUACCUGAAUCGCCAUCGGACCCAGAGUCUGAAUCUGAGUCUUCUGUGGCUUCGGAAGUAGAGUCAGAACCAUUAGCUAAGGUUGUUACAGCUGUAGCAGAGGGUGAUUCAGAUCCACCUGUCAAAGCAGAUGUCUUUGCAUUCUUGGCACUAGAAGCACCGGGAAUAGUACUCAAAACACUUUCGAUGUUUGAGUCAGAAGAGUCGUGCUUGGCCUUUGCCAAGGAGAUAGUUAAAUCUUCCAAGUCAUAAACCACAUAAAAGUUUCUGAGGAAAUUGUCACCAAGAAUGUAGGAUUCCAAACCAGUUUCAGAAUCCGCUGAUUGUCCAAUGAUACCAAGAUAACAAGUGUCUCCAUCACUUUCAAGAAUGAAGCUUGAUAAAGAAACUGAAUAACUGGUACCAGAAAAUGUGAAAACGACUUGAGCAGCUGAAUCGAGGUUACAAUCAAUUGAAUAGGCACCAACAUUUUGAGAGUAGUCAAGGUUGAAAGAUUCACCCAACUUGGUAACUACACUUUCAGGAAAGUAACACAACGUAGUACCAGAAUCCAAUAAAGCAGUGUAACCGUUAUCAGCUACUUUGUGUUUACUAGAUGAGUUGGAAGCGGCUGCGCUGACACUGUCCAAAUUAAUUUCCAACCUGAUGGGUGAUGAGAUACCCAAAGAAGCAUAGCUGUUAACAAUGGGAAAAGUGGUUAAAUCACCCGAAUAUUUUGAAGUAUCCACAGCUCCAAACAAGAGAUCACCGUAUUUGGAGUCGGAAUCCCCCAAGUAUAAAGAGUAAACGACUUUCUUGAGAUAGCCCAAUGCUUUUAAUCUUAACGGUAAGUUAUCGUACUCAUAGGAAGAGCUGGAUGAACCUGAGUAAGUGACUUCGGAACCAGGCAAUCCAAUACCCAAAACUCCAACGUCAGAAGAACUUUCAUUAACCACAGCUAAGCUCAAGCCCUUGACGGUCACGUUACCGAUUUUAACAUCAUCAGUACCCCAUACCCCAAUGGCUUCACUACCAUCCGCGUAGGAGAUGUCGAAGAGGUCACUGGAAGAGUUCUUUUUGAAAGUAUCCGAACCCUCAGUACUGAAAGAACCAUAAGAUGUACAAUCAACAGUUGCACUAGCAUCCAGAUCACCAUCAGAACCACUUUGGCCAGAUUCAUAAGAGGAUUCACUGACCAAACUAGCGAAUCCACCCAAACCUGGGUCAACCCAAGGGUCAGAUGACUCAUAAGAAACGUCUGUAGCCUCAAUUCCAAUUUCACUCAAAAGACUUGAGUAUUCAUUAAGAAUACCCUUGUUGACGGUUUUGGUUGGUUUACUAGCGAUAUCAAUCACAUUACCACCUCUAUGAGCUCCGAUAUCUGAUGCUAAGUUCCGCUUUUUGGUAGAAGAAGAAGAAGAAGCUAAGCAUUUCACGUCACCAGACAUCACCCACAAAUCAGACGAGCCAGUAUCCACCAAAACCUGGACUUUAUCUUCCUUAGAGCCAAUAUUCAAAUCAGCAAUGUAGAAGGUUUCGGCAUUUUCAAGCUGGACUUCAAUAGGGUUGUUGGAUGAGGCUCUUUUGACGAAUCUUCCCUUCUUGUCAGAAUCAAUAUUAGCAAGGCCGUCACCUCUUUUGACUUCGAAACCGAGUUUGAAAAACCCAUUAUCAUUUUCUUCUACUGAGGUGGCCAGUCCCAAACUAGCCAAAACCGUUACUGCUACCAAGGAGACGAACUUCAUGGUGACAACACUUUUAUCAGAAAAAAAAUACGCAGAUUGGUUCUAUUGUAUUUAUAUCCGCGAAAGCUAAUCUGCGGGUCGCUUACAGAGUUUUUGACGGUAGAAGCUUUAUUUUUGCAGCUGGACUCCCGUGUACCGUACAAAGUACACGAGGGCCAGAAUAGAUCUAUAUGACCACAACGUACCUGAACAUGAGCCCCCCUGCAUGUUUUAAAUUCUAAUGGGGGCUGUUUUCAUGUA
Molecule: messenger RNA, 5525 nt
Organism: Yamadazyma tenuis ATCC 10573
Lineage: Eukaryota; Fungi; Ascomycota; Pichiomycetes; Serinales; Debaryomycetaceae
Source: RefSeq, a predicted model, not a curated record